AAUACAGAUUUCAUAAUUAACCAAAAGUCAAUGUUUCCUUUCCAUCAAAAUUCACAGUCUCAGAUUAUUUCCGUGUUUGACAUAAUUUUUUGAGUAAAAAAAAGGGACUAAAGGUAUAAUUUCUUAUCAUAGGGUCUAACUGAAUUCAUCUUUGGUAAUCAUAAUGCUAUCAGCAAUCAGCUUAGCACCGAUACAGCGAUACGCAACAAAAUAUAAGAAUCGUAAUUCGGUAAUUACGAAUUCGGAAGCAAGGCAAGCAAACACAUGCAACUCACUACUCAGUAGUCACUGUUUACCGUUUGAUAUUCGUACGUUUUAAUUUAAAAUAAACAACAUUUUAUUAUUUCAAACAAACUUUGUUCUUUACCAUUUAAUUUAAAAUAUUUAAGUUAUUGGUAAGGAACCUACAUAUCACUUAAUUAAAAUUUUUUUUUUAGAAAUUGUUUGUAGAUAGAGUAAAUUAAUAAUAAUACAUAGUUGAUUUGGGGUUACAUCAAUAUAUAAAUAAUGAGGUAUGCUCAAUUAGUGAUGGGACCAGCUGGAAGCGGAAAGUCCACAUAUUGUUCUGCUGUAGCAGAACAUAUUGAAAAUGAAAAAAAUUCAGUGAUGGUAGUUAAUUUGGAUCCAGCAGCUGAACGUUUCAAGUAUAGUCCAACUGUUGAUAUACGUGAAUUGAUUCAUGUUGAUGAUGCUAUGGAUGAUGAAAUACUACAUUUUGGGCCCAAUGGAGGAUUGGUAUUUUGUAUGGAAUAUUUAAUAGAAAAUGAAGAUUGGCUUAGAGAACAGUUGGGUGAAGAUGAUGAUGACUAUAUUCUGUUUGAUUUGCCUGGACAAAUAGAAUUAUACACCCAUAUGAAAACUGUUAAACAAUUAGCAGACUUACUUCAAAACUGGGGAUUCAAUGUGUGUUCAGUUAUGCUAAUAGAUUCUCAGUUUAUGGUAGAUGGACCGAAGUUUAUCUCUGGAACAAUGGCUGCUUUAUCGGUUAUGAUAAAUUUAGAACUACCUCAUGUUAAUGUUCUUUCAAAAAUGGACUUACUUAGUAAAACAGCUAGAAAACAUUUGGACAAUUAUUUAGAGCCAGAUGCUCGAGCAUUGCUAUCUGAUGUAAAAAGUCAUACAAGCUGGGGAAAGAAAUAUCGGCAUUUAUCUAAACGCAUUGGUCAAAUGAUUGAAGACUAUAGUCUUGUUCAAUUUGUACCAUUAAAUAUAAAAGAUGAAGAGAGUAUAUCUGGUUUACUAUAUACUAUUAACACAAUGAUUCAAUAUGGUGAAGAUCAAGAUGUUCGAAUGGCUGAUUUUGAUCAACAAGAUUCAGAUGAUAAUGCAGGAGGUGUUGAAGAAUUUGAUUAAAAUUUAAAGUAGGCCACACUUAAAUGAUACAAUUUUGUAUAAUUAAAUAUGGGUAAUAUUUUGUUUGACAUUAUUAUUAAUUAUGAAGACUGUGUUAUUACUUACCUAUUAUAAUUAGUGUUGUACAUAGAUUAAUUAAAAAAAUGAAAAAAAAGAAAAAUGUGUAACCAUACAAUAAAAUAUGUGCUCUUUUUAAAUGUAAUUGCUAUUGUUAUUAAUGAAAUACUAUAUUGUUAAACUAGUUA
Messenger RNA from Aphis gossypii (cotton aphid), 1598 nucleotides. Its product is annotated as GPN-loop GTPase 3. NCBI's taxonomy places the organism in Eukaryota, Metazoa, Arthropoda, Insecta, Hemiptera, Aphididae. The coding region runs from base 508 to 1353 and encodes 281 amino acids. The record is from RefSeq and is a predicted model, not a curated record. The transcript is spliced from 5 exons. Gene Ontology annotation, molecular function: GTPase activity.